AUGGGAUCCGAGGCAGAACUCGAGGCAUGUUCCUUACCAAAGCUUGCACUGUUCUCAAUCCCACCGAUGCAGUCACCUGUGCACUCUGGUAUGCUAACACCACCACUCCACACCUCAGCUUCGGUUCCAUUCCGGUGGGAAGAAGAGCCUGGUAAGCCACGACCCUGCACAGCUCUCAUCACCCUCCCACCCAACAACAAUGGACCCAAGUGCUUAGAGCUACCUCCAAGACUGUUAAUGGAGUCUAAGAUUACCAAAACACCCUCACCCACCACUGUCCUUGACGGUCCUGAUGAGGACAAGUCUAUAUUCUCUUCAUCUUCAUUCAGAUUCAUAAGAAAGUUUGAGGGGUCAUUUAAUAGUACUGUUUCGAGUCCUGAGAGAGGGCAGCUUGGGACAAUUGUUCUUGGAAAGAGAUCAGGAAACAAGACGAGAAGGGGGUUCUUUGGGUCUUGGAGGCUAAAGACCCUUAAGGGUAGUAGUGGUAACAAACAUGUUGGUGGGGAUAGUUUCGUCUUUCCAUCUUCCAUUGACGUAGCAGAUCAUUGCAAUAUUGAUGAUGAUCAGUGUGGCAGUACUACAAGGGUGAAGAGGGCAAGGAUUAGAAGCAAUGGAAGCUUUUCCACUCUCUCUCAAGCAAGGUCUCAUUUCUGGGAAGCUGUAUACGAGGGCUUCAAGAAAGCGAUUCCAUGGAGUAGAAAAUCGAAGAAAGAUGGGCUCAUCAUAUAA
Molecule: messenger RNA, 729 nt
Organism: Ilex paraguariensis (yerba mate)
Lineage: Eukaryota; Viridiplantae; Streptophyta; Magnoliopsida; Aquifoliales; Aquifoliaceae
Source: the annotation of a GenBank genome assembly